UCCCAGCAGGCUCCGCGCUCCCAGGAGCCCCAUUUCCAUGGUAACGGUUGCGUCAUCUAUUCGCGCCCAACUCUCCGGCGGGGAAUCCAGGAAAAGAGGCCUCGGAGUUGUUUGGGUGGGUCCCUGGCGGUACAGCAGGACAAACAAAGAGGCAGAAAUGGCGCUGGUGUCGGCGGAUACGAGAAUCUCGGAGCUACUCAGUGAGUUGCACCAACUCAUCAAACAGACUCAGGAGGAACGGUCGAGGAGUGAGCACAACCUGGUGAAUAUACAGAAGACUCACGAGCGCAUGCAGACUGAGAACAAGAUCUCCCCCUAUUACCGCACCAAACUGCGAGGUCUCUACACCACAGCGAAGGCUGAUGCUGAGGCAGAGUGCAACAUCCUGCGCAGGUCCCUGGAUAAAAUCGCUGAGAUCAAGUCUCUGCUGGAGGAACGGCGCAUCGCUGCCAAGAUAGCCGGCCUCUAUCACGACUCUGAACCCCCUCGCAAAACCAUGAGACGCGGCGUGUUAAUGACUCUGCUGCAGCAAUCCGCCAUGACUCUGCCUCUCUGGAUCGGGAAACCGGGGGACAAGCCUCCCCCUCUCUGUGGCGCCAUCCCAGCGGCCAGCGAUUAUGUGGCCAAACCAGGAGACAAGGUGGCAGCGAGGGUUAAGGCGGUGGAUGGAGACGAGCAGUGGAUCCUAGCGGAAGUGGUCAGUUACAGCCAUGCGGCUAACAAGUAUGAAGUGGAUGAUAUUGACGAGGAGGGUAAAGAACGUCACACGCUGAGCCGCCGGAGAAUCAUCCCUCUGCCCCAGUGGAAAGCCAACCCUGAGACUGACCCAGAGGCUCUGUUCCAGAAAGAUCAGCUGGUGCUGGCUCUGUACCCCCAGACCACCUGCUUCUACCGGGCACUGAUCCACACUCAUCCGCAGCGGCCGCAGGACGACUACUCGGUGCUGUUUGAGGACACCUCCUAUGCUGAUGGAUAUUCUCCCCCUCUGAAUGUCGCCCAGAGGUACGUGGUGGCCUGUAAAGAGCCAAAGAAAAAGUGACGUUUCCAGCGGCCGGAUCAACCAUGGAACACUAGCCCAACAGCGGAUCACUUACUAGCCACACACAACCAGGUGCAACUUAUUCCUCUCAGUGUUGUUACUGUGCUUCUGACUUCACCUGGACUUUACAUGUGAUUCCAUUGACUCUUCCCUCCGAUUAUGGACUUGCACUGCCUAACUGCCCUUUCCCGACACUUUACCAAACUUUUUUUUCUUUACCUCCUCCUAUUUUUUUUUUUUACCGCAAAAUGUAUAGUUCAGAUAUUAAAGAACCUGGAACCAG
Messenger RNA from Xenopus laevis (African clawed frog), 1322 nucleotides. RefSeq names its product SAGA complex associated factor 29 L homeolog (gene sgf29.L). The transcript is spliced from 10 exons. The record is from RefSeq and is a predicted model, not a curated record. Lineage: Eukaryota; Metazoa; Chordata; Amphibia; Anura; Pipidae. Bases 38 to 1039 code for a protein of 333 amino acids.